CAAUCCUCAAAGGAUUCUGACUUGCUUUGUCGGAUAAGGCCAGCUAGCUAUAAGGUUGCCAUCCUGCUGUACUCUCUCUCUACUACCUAUUUGAUAAAAUGCUAAAGCCAAGCACGCUGUUAGUCAAUUUAGCUCGACAGCAGGCACCAACCUUCAGGCGCUGCUACACGCGCGAAGCCAGUCGGCCUACACGGAGCACCGUCUUCCGCACAGGUGGCCGUGCCAAUAGCAUCAUUGUCUUUGUACCCCAGCAAUCCGCAUAUAUCGUCGAGCGAUUCGGCAAAUAUUCACGCACACUUGCGCCUGGUCUUGCUUUUCUCUGGCCUGUUAUUGAUAAGAUACCGUAUGCAAAGAGUUUGAAGGAGGUUGCGUUGGAGGUACCUUUGCAGUCUGCUAUUACUCUGGACAAUGUCACGCUCGAUAUCGAUGGUGUGCUUUACUACCGAGUCGUCGAUCCCUUUAAAGCGUCGUAUGGCGUGGAAGACGCCGAGUACGCCGUGACACAACUCGCACAAACCACUAUGCGCUCCGAAAUUGGUCAAUUGACACUCGACAAUUGUCUUCGCGAACGUGCUAGUCUCAAUCAUCACAUCUCCACAGCCAUUAACAGUGCGGCUGAAGCAUGGGGUGUUGAAUGCUUGCGUUAUGAGAUUCGCGAUAUUCAUCCACCAAAGAAUGUGCUGCUUGCCAUGCACCGACAAGUCUCUGCUGAACGUUCGAAACGUGCCGAGAUCCUUGAAUCAGAGGGACAACGACAGUCUGCCAUCAAUAUCGCUGAGGGACAGAAGCAGAGUGCGAUCCUUGCUUCUGAGGCUGAAAAGGCACGUACGGUGAAUGUUGCUGCUGGUAAUGCCGAGUCUGUGAUUCUUGCUGCUGAAGCAUCGGCCAAGGGACUCAAGGCCAUUGCAGAGACGAUCCAAGCACAAGGAAAAAGUGGACAGGAUGCAUUGGCACUCAAAGUUGCAGAGCAGUAUGUACACGCUUAUGGUCAGCUGGCACAGAAGGGCACCUCUGUCGUUAUUGGCGGCGGUCUGAAUGACUUGAGUGGUGCGAUUGCUUCUGCCAUGUCCAUCUACAGGACUGUCAGCACUGCUAGAUCCGAGCAACCGGUGCAUGAGCGUACACAAGAGCAGCCGAAUCGCGUCAAGGAACGUGUUGACCGGGAAAUGGCCGAGCUUGAGCAAAAGUCUGAGAAGGAGCUCACUGAGCGCGUUUAAUCUAUCCACUAGUCUUAGCAUCACUCCCCUCAAUCACUCGGUGAUGCAAAAACAUCUAUCCUGAUCGAGCACCCUCCAACGCCUCGCUGUGAAUCUCCCUAAGGACACCUGUUUGUGCCACUUGACCAAGCCCAAUGGCCUUGGCAAUAUCCGUCAUGCGGCCAAUCUUGCCCUUUGUGCUCUUAUAGUAGGAGACGCGUGUUGCCUUGACCUUGAC
This is a messenger RNA of Protomyces lactucae-debilis, 1434 nucleotides long. RefSeq lists its product as uncharacterized. Gene Ontology annotation, cellular component: membrane. The record is from RefSeq and is a predicted model, not a curated record. The transcript has a single exon. NCBI's taxonomy places the organism in Eukaryota, Fungi, Ascomycota, Taphrinomycetes, Taphrinales, Protomycetaceae. Bases 99 to 1217 code for a protein of 372 amino acids.